CAGGAAAGACAGCCAUUUUGCAGAGCCCAGUGCUGGAAGAUACAGCUAAAGAGCACUGCUCAAGAGGAUUUUUAAAAGGGAUUUCGUUAGUUAUCUAAUUAAUUUUGGAGCUGCUGUUAAUAUUUAGACGAGUCGGUAUACGUAUAGAGCAUUAAGCACUUUCCUACUAUUCUUCUUUUGAAACAACGCUAGAAGGAGCAAAGAAGAUGAAUGGUACUCUGGACCAUCCAGACCAGCCUGACAUUGAUGCCAUUAAGAUGUUUGUGGGUCAGAUCCCCCGAUCCUGGACGGAGGAGCAGCUGCGUGAACUCUUUGAGCCUUAUGGUGCCGUCUAUGAGAUCAACGUGCUGCGAGAUCGGAGUCAGAACCCCCCUCAGAGCAAAGGCUGUUGUUUCAUAACAUAUUACACUCGCAAGGCAGCAUUAGAAGCACAAAAUGCUCUCCAUAAUAUGAAAAUUCUGCCCGGGAUGCAUCACCCAAUCCAGAUGAAGCCAGCGGACAGUGAGAAGAACAAUGCGGUUGAAGACAGGAAGUUAUUUAUAGGAAUGAUCUCAAAGAAGUGCAAUGAGAAUGACAUCAGGAUUAUGUUUUCACCAUGUGGGCAGAUUGAGGAGUGCAGAAUAUUGCGUGGUCCUGAUGGACUGAGCCGCGGUAAGGUGGCCGCUGCACCAUUAACAGCCUGCUUCACUUUUACCAUAGAACUUUUUUUUGGGAGGUCAACAAGUGACACAAGUACAUAUGUUGCAGGUUGUGCUUUCAUCACCUAUACAGCAAGGCAGAUGGCACAGACAGCCAUUAAAGCAAUGCAUCAGUCACAGACAAUGGAGGGCUGCUCCUCCCCCGUCGUGGUGAAGUUCGCUGACACGCAGAAGGACAAGGAGCAGAAGCGCAUUGCCCAGCAACUCCAGCAGCAGAUGCAGCAGCUCAACGCUGCAUCUAUGUGGGGGAACCUGACGGGGCUGAACUCACUCGGGCCGCAGUACCUCGCACUUUAUUUGCAGCUUCUCCAGUCCGCCUCUUCUGGGAACACACUCAACAACUUGCAUCCCAUGUCAGGCCUGAACGCUAUGCAGAACCUGGCAGCCCUGGCGGCCGCAGCCAGCGCCGCCCAGUCCACACCCACGGGCUCCAGUGCGCUAACCACUUCCAGCAGCCCUCUCAGCGUGCUCACCAGCUCAGCAGGAUCAUCUCCGACUUCCAGCACCAACUCUUCAGUCAACCCCAUGGCCUCCCUUGGGGCCCUUCAGUCCCUGGCAGCAGGGGCUGGGGCUGGACUCAACAUGGGGUCUCUCGCAGGAAUGGCUGCUCUGAAUGGUGGGCUUGGCAGUGGAGGCCUGUCCAAUGGUACAGGUAGCACAAUGGAGGCGCUGAGCCAGGCAUACUCAGGCAUCCAGCAGUAUGCCGCAGCUGCCCUGCCUAGCCUCUACAACCAGAACUUACUCUCCCAGCAGAACAUGGGUGCUGCUGGCAGCCAGAAGGAAGGUCCCGAAGGUGCCAACCUCUUCAUCUACCACCUACCCCAAGAGUUUGGAGAUCAGGAUCUGCUCCAGAUGUUCAUGCCGUUCGGCAACGUCAUUUCUGCCAAGGUGUUCAUAGACAAGCAGACCAACCUUAGCAAGUGUUUUGGCUUUGUAAGUUAUGACAAUCCAGUUUCGUCUCAGGCUGCCAUUCAGUCAAUGAACGGUUUCCAGAUCGGCAUGAAGCGACUGAAGGUUCAGCUGAAACGCUCCAAAAAUGAUAGCAAGCCAUACUGAGUGUUUUUUCUCUCGAAUGGACUUGUUAUAAAAUGUUUUCUGGUAAGUGGAGUGUGGUGUGAGAGCCCCAUUGAGUAUUACACAAACCUAGCUACAUUCCUCUGGGGUUCCUUCCGGUUCACUGUAUUAGCAAGGAAGGAGAUAAAAAUGAAAAGUGACAGAUGUUAAUAUUAAGGCAUUUGUUCACUGAAAAUGGGUACUACUUUGUUGUGGUUUUCAACUGGAAAAAGCCCUGAUGUUUUCUUAAGAUGCCAUAUGAUAUAGGUUGCUGUGUAACAGUAGAAGUCUAAAAGGUGUUAUACAAAUGGAACCCUGUAGCCAAUAUAAUACUGCUGUUUUUAUCCCCAAAGUUCAAUUGGUUGGAUCAUCGUUUUACAUUGAGUUUUGUUACCAAACUGAUUAGUCCCAUCCAUUUAUAGUAACGCAAGAUUUCCCACAAACUGCCUUUUCCCCAUGUUAAUCAAGGGUUGUCCAAACCCUAAAUUAUAUUUCAGAGCAGUCCAGGGGACAACUAGGCAACUCCUCAAAUGCAGAAGUCACUAUAUUUUUCACUGUUUAACAUUAAAUUUAAUGAGUUCUAUGAUGCGAUGAGGCUUUUAGUCAUUAGAAUGUAUUGUCUAUUCACUGAAAUAUAUUGCCUAAUGCUGAAGACUGUUUAGACUUGGGGUAGUAGGCUGGUGUUUUAAUUUUUUCUAAACCCUGGUUUGCCACUUUGCUCAGUCUUGGUAGUUUUGUAAUGAGGUGGUGUUUGGCUCACUCGUACUAUAUCUCACUCUAAUAUAGACACACACAGAGAUACAGACCUACGCAUACUUGCUGAGCACUUGACUUUUGUUCAGGGAUCCACAAUGAGUUUUGAAUUUUUUUCUUUUGUUUUCAUAUAAACGGCUGAAGAUUUUGCAGAACACCACACUAGUUAGGUCCUGUCAGACAUUAUUUGCCUUUGAGUUCUUGCUAGUUUUCUACCUGUCAAAAAAAGGAUUAGUAUCCAGCUUCCUUGUGUUCAAGUUCAACUGUUUGUCUCUGCUAUAUUAAUGUCACUCUACGGUUUGAUGCUGAAUAUCAUCACAUUUGACCAGUUUUUCAGCAAUAAUUCUGAAUUUUAUCUAACAUCCAGUUGACAUGAGAAAGGAGGAUAUGUUUUAAAAUGGCAACAGUUUUCAUAUCCAAGUUAUAGAAUUCCCCUUUCCUGUCUUGUGUUUGCUGGUAAGCAGGAAAAAUUUAUCAUCAACUGGUCAUUUACCUUUUGGACCUUUUUAGAUAACAGACAAACCCCCUAUUUUUUCUGCAAAUUUUUUUUUUUUUUUUUUUUAAGUGUGUUUAUUAUUGAAGUUGACGUGAUCUACAAUCUUUCAAAUUGGUGAUGUAAGUGUUAUGUAAUAACUAAAGCAGUUCUUAGGCAUCCAGGGUCAUACAAAUGGUUUUUAUACAAAUGGAAAUUGUCCAGAUGUAUAUUACAAAAUUAUGCCUUUUCUAUUUUUAUAGGGUUUUAUAUUUCUCCAGAGUUUUGGAGACUAUUUAUUGCGUAAAUUAUUUCUCUGAAUUAAAUUAAUAAAACAUUUUUACUUAAACUUUUACUUCAGCAGUAUUUUUUAGAAUUGUAGUAUUUAAAUUGGUAAAUGUAUUAAUUAUAUAAUGCAUUUGGGUGUGCAAGGUUUAAGACAUUGACUUGUUAGCCUUUUCACUCCGUGAUGUUAUUACUGAUACACAAGUCAAAAUGGCUGAAUACUAUCAAUGGAAGAAUUUACCAUGCUGCUAAAUAUUUCAGACCAUUCUUGGUUGUAAACAUGAGCCAAUCAUCAUAGCUGGAAAUGGAUGUCUAUAUUUAGGUAUUAGAUUCUGUGUGACCACCACAGUGCUUCUGCCCCUGCCAUUAUAAUGAACAAGAAGGAUAACGCUCACCAGAAAACAGCAUGGACUGAAUCAGCUUUAGAUGGGGUGGGGCAUACAGGCUGUACUACGCUGCAUAUGUAAUUGAAAUUUCUUACAUACAGCUGCACAGUUAAAGCAGCACCUAUUUGACAUUUUAGAUGGAUCUGUAAUGAACGAGAUCGCAGUGACGUUGUUGGCCUAUAAGCUGAUAAGGAAGCCUUACACUGACUCUUCUUUACUGGCCAAGUAAUGUGCCAAAUUCUGUCACAUAGCAAAAGUUGUCCUUGGGCAAAAAGCGGAAUGUGGUCUUAAAGCCCAGGCUUGAAAAUGUUGCCAAAAUUCCAGGUCUCAUGUUUUUUUUGUUUGUUUCACACCCUUUUAUUACUACUAUAGCUAAUUACCAUAUUAGAGUACGUAAUUCAUUUGUAAAAUUAAGUUUUGAACUUCAGACAGAUCUGCGUGGCCUAAAUUUAGCUGAUCAGUGUUCACACAUUCAUACAGUGCAGAUCUGCUACUCUGAAUAUGUUCCUCUUAAAUUGCACUUUGUCAAUGUUUAAAUGCUUUAUCUUGUACAUACUACUAUGACAGUCACACCACUCAAACUUAAGCUACCUUUUCCCAAUUAAAAUUAGCACCAGUUUAUGCACUGACAACCCUGACAGUGAUCAUUUUUGCCAUUUUUCUUUUUAGAAAGUUAAUUUCCUCCAAAGCAAUAUCUGCCAUAAGAGCACCAAGUCCCGAUCCAAUGUGGAUUAGGCAGUCUGUGUGGUGUCUUACUGUGUGCUGUCAGUUCUCAUCUGUAGCUUCCUUAGCAUGUUGCUCAUAACUCCCCCUCCUCUUCCUCUGUUCUGCAUUAAUUGUUCAAUGUUUAGGAUGUGUGCCCGUAAAGUCCCAUGCAAAGAUAAUCAUUUGUGAUCUUCCUUUUUUCCUUUCCUUGUUUCAUCGCUGCUUUAACUAGGUUGUUCUCCUUGUUGUUUUGUUUCAUUCUAGAUAUCUUCGUUCCCGUUUGUUCAUCGUUUGCCUAGCAUGUCGAUGUGACGUCAAAAGUUCAUCGUCCAGUCGUUGUCCUCUGCGCUUCUCUGAUGCUUGAAAUUUUCAUCUUUUGACACUUAACUUUUGACGCUUAAUUAUACAAGGAUUUUUGUUUUUUUUGUGUGCUCUUCAUUACUGUUGAUAGUGAGUUAGAAAGACUGCUCUUUCAAGAAAAAAAUGUAUAAAGUUACAUUUAAAUAUUGUUACAAGCAAAAAUCUAUUUUUCUAGAACUUCCUAAGGUAACCACUAGAUAUUGCAAAAGUGUAAUUUUUGUAAUAGUUUUGCCUGUUUACAGGUUUUCUUUUCCCUAUUUUGUGUUUAGAGCAGUCUUCCUAUUCAUUUUUGUCAGAAACAGAUUUAUAGAAUUUACUUUGUGUGUGUGCGUGUGGUUGUGUAUUCUCCUGUUAACUUUUUUAGGAUGUUAUGUCAUUAUGCUUAAACUGAGGAUGACUUUGUAAAUGUGCUAGGCUAGCUGACUGUAAUGUGUCAUUUGGGAGCUCCUAUAAAUAGUGAUGUCAUUAGACACAUGGAUUGCCUCUUCUGUCUAGUGUGUCCAGCCACCACAGUCACAUAAUUUGCUUUCGUUGGGAAAUCAGCAUUUGUCUGAAGUUUGAUAUGAAAAUCUAAAAUGGGCACAAUUCAGUUACUUGUCACAAUUAGUUUAGCCUGUAUCUUGCAUGCAUAAUUUUGGUAACUGCACUGAAAUCUUCGGCAAAAUGUGAUUUAUUUUUGUUUAGAAAUUUGGAAAUGAAUAAACUAGUGCCAAAAGUUAGCAUGUUUGGUCACAUUUUCUGUACCUCCUGUUGCUUUCCCAAUAGUUUAAUUGUGCAUUAACACACAAGGUGGUUUUGUUUCUGUGUUUGAGGUUACUUAGUGUUGCAGUGACUAAUCAAAACGGGUUCCAUUCAGGUUCUUACCAGGUGAGUUGACUAUGUUGGGGCUCCGAUUAUAAUGAAUUUGUGUAUUACUGUCUAUGAAAUUAAUGUUUGCAUUGCAUGGGGUGCAGUGUGGCUCGUUUCAGGAAUGAGGUUCGCGAGUAUUUCGUUAGACUAAAUCACACUCAGAAGAUCAGUAUUCCAGUCACUUAUUUGGUGGCUGAUGUGAGUAAUGUAUUCAGCUAUAUCACAGUAGGUUUUUCUCCCCUUCCCCCUACCCCCCCUUCUUAAAACCUGUGAAUGUGCCCAAAUCUUCAAUCCACAUAUAUUCAUGCUGGGACUCAAAAUAAAACACCCAUCCUGCCAUACUGUAACUCAUGUUUAUCAUUACUGACCCUGUUCAUUAAAGAUUAUGGGUUAUUGCUUUGAGGAAAUUUAAGUAUUUAGUUUAAAAGCAUUGUAAAGUGUUUUGUAAUGUAUAUUGCUUGAUAGGUGAGAGACAUCACAGCAUAAGUGUUUGCAAUUGAACAAUUCACAUAUUUUGCAUUUUUUUUGAAUGGGAAACACUGCUUUAUCUUCUGAAAUUUGUAAGGUGUGUGACUUUGGAAAGGCACAUAUUUUUCGUCUCAGUGUGUUCCAUGUUAGAGUACUCACUUUGUCCUGGCAGCGCAAAGUAUUGUAUCGAUCAUGCUGAUGAAUUGGUGAUCAGUUCAGUUAUGUUCAUACUUGUCUUGAUUUGACCUUAAAUUGAAAUGUUUGGAGCAGCAUUCCACAACUGCUUAAAAAUGGUCAAAAGCAAUGGUUUUUAGAAGGUGGAUGUUUUUAUGCUUUGUUAAUAACCAGGGAUUUGUAGAGCACAUGCCUUAUGAAACUGUUUGAGUGGGAUUUUUUUCCCCCUUGAGCUGGAAACAUAAAUUCCCAACCGUAUAAAUUAGUGCAGUGGUAUAAAUGCAAUAUUGAUUCUGUGUUGGGUAUUAUUAAAUCACACUUUUCAAAUUCUGAACCUGUUUGUCCUUGAUGGAAUUCAGAUCAGACCAGACCUAGACCAUCCUGGAGCAGACUGGUUUGAUUAGUUUUCUCUAACUUUAGAUGGAUACCACCUGCUAGUACUAAUACAAAACUGGAAAAACAAAUUUGUGGACUGUAAACAAAAUCCCUGAUCCCCGAUUUUUCAAAUUUCAAACUGAGACAUUAAAAGAUGUCCUUCAGAUUAGACUCCUUGUUUCAUUGAUCUGAGACAAUGUAGCGACUGACUUCCAGCUGCUUUUUCUUGUUCCUGAGUGAAACCUGUGGGAUUUUUUUAAAUUCUUAUGUGAUGGAUUAUAUUUAAAAUUAGGUUUUGUACAGUUUUGCCUUUUCUACCAAGAAAAUGUUGAUCUGUUUUACAAUGUGAAAAUUUAAAUCAAAAGUGAAGCCUUCUACAAUUUGCAUCUGACCAAACUAAGUCUGUCCUUCAGUAAUAUUCAGCAUUGGAAGGCAAAAGCCAAGAGUUUUGAAAAAAAUACUUUUCUGUUUUUGUCAUUGUGUGAUUUUUGAUGUAAAACAUAGUUUAAAAAAUUAGAUGCUUAUAAUGUUUCCUUUUAUAAGAUUUCUGUAGACUGAGUUUGGAACAUGCAAGCAUUUUGUUUCAGGAUUUAAUUUUGUCUUGAUAGUAGUACAUAAAGAUCUUGGUAUGGGGCUAAAAACACUGAACUCUUCAAGCUGUCCUUUUGUAUGCCAUGUGUGGUACCUCUGUUUUCGUAUGAUUAAAUAGUUUAAGAUUUA
This is a messenger RNA of Paramormyrops kingsleyae, 7298 nucleotides long. NCBI's taxonomy places the organism in Eukaryota, Metazoa, Chordata, Actinopteri, Osteoglossiformes, Mormyridae. The record is from RefSeq and is a predicted model, not a curated record.